AGUUAACCUGUCAAUCAGCUAUAAAACGUCAAAAAACAAAAAAAUUGUUUAUGAUAAAAGCCAAUUUAUCUAAAAUUGAUUAAUUUCUUACUUUUUGAAGGUGUUUACUGUUUACUGAAAAUGGAAGAAGGUAUUGAACAGGAGGAGCAGCCUCAAAUAACUACAGCUAACUCUAAUGUUCCACUAUUUAUCAAAAAACUAUGGAAAAUGGUUAACGAUAAAGACGCCGAGGACAUAAUUAGUUGGAACGCAACUGGUGAUAGUUUUAUCAUACACAAUCAAUUAGAAUUCAUAACCACGUUGUUACCGCUGUAUUUCAAGCACAACAACAUGGCUAGCUUCGUUAGGCAACUCAACUUCUACAAUUUCCACAAAGUUCCUAAUAUUAAAGAUGAAAUUCAAUUCACGCAUACUUGCUUUAUGAAAGACGUGCCAGAAAUAUUGCCCUUUAUCAGGAGGAAAAAUCCUAUUUUAAACAAGAAAACUAUAUCGCAUCACAAAGAACAAGAAGUCGAAGAAUUGCUAACAGACAUUAAAAAUCUCAAGAGCAAGCACACUUUAGUAGACAAAGAAUUAGCCAUGUUGAAGCAGGAAAACGUUGCCCUGUGGAACGAGUUGAAUUCUUUAAGGCUAAAGUACACGAAACAAUCUACGAUAAUUAACAUGCUCAUACAUUUCUUGAUAACUUACAUACAUUCUCAUCAAAAUUCAUUUACAACUCCAAACAUUCAAGUUUCGCCUAGUGAAAACAUCAAAGUCGGACCAACAUUACUAGAAAUAGGCUAUAAAAACAACAAGUCACCUACUAAAAACAACGCCGAUCAUUAUACAGUAUUAGAACCGGGAACUAGUAGCUCGAUAACUUACUCGGUGAAGCUCCCGAAAAGCGAUCCGGAAACUCAAAGACCUCGGAAGAACGCUCAUACUUUAGAAGAUCUACUAGCCAUGGAGGACCAAGGUUACCCUAGCUUAAAACGAGCUAAGAAAAGGCCGUUAACAUAUUCCAUUAAACUACCGGGAAAUCAACCGGAUAAAUUAAGCAAACCCGAAAUUCAAAAUUCACUUAUGGACAUAUUAAGAGAAAACGAAUUAUUAUGCGAAGAAGACACCGAUGACAUACUUAAACAGCAUGUCAGAGAAGCCGGAUUAUUAAACGAUGAGGUUAACGAGGAAUCGCCAAUUGUAAAUUCACCCGAGGAAACUCCAACUUAUACCAUUAGUUAUCCUAAUGAAACUACCGUUGAUUGGGAUCAUCCACCAACUUUAAAUACACAACUGAUAAAACUAGAACAAAUUAACAAUGAUUACAAUUUAUCAACUGUACCAACUGUACCAACUGUACCCACAGAACCAACUGUACCAAUUGUACCUACUUCACCAACUGUAUCUACUCCGAAAGAUGGGCAUCAAAUUAAGCAAGAAACAGUUGGUGCUGAUGGAAAAUCGUCCUCGAAAUACAAAUUCAUCACCAAGCCAAAAUUCAUUAAAAUUCCCAUUAAGAAUUUAAAUCAAUCGUCUGCGAACAAGACGAAUUUUAUUAAGGUUUCGCCCAAUCAAGCGGCCAAGCAAGCUUCAGUCAAGCAAAACGUGGCUUCUCCGAAGAACGUGAACGCCGAAGGGGCUCUGUUAGAAAUCCUAAAGGAAACCGAAAAGCUCAAGGAAGAUAAUAUGAAUUUACCGGCUUCCAGUAACAUGCAAAACUUGCUGAAUAGCCCUUCGGUGGAGGAGACUUUUCCUGAUUUGUACACCAGCCAAUCCGACGUUGCUUCUAGCGAUUUCGAAGCGAAAUCGCGGCCAAAUUUAAACAGAACCAGAUCGAUAAGUAAAGAAAAGCAGUUCAAUAUAAUGGAUAACCCGAAAGAGCACCUUAGCCAGUACGUGGACAGUACACAAGAAGAAAUUGAUAUGCUGCAAGAUAUCCUAAAUGAUUUAACAUCUAAAGAUAUUACCGAAAUUCUCAAUACUGAUCCGCAGGAAGGGGAUGGUAAUGUUGAAACUGAGGGUGAAAAUGCGGAAGAAUAUGUAAACAUUGACGAUUCGGUCGAUAAGUAUUUUAAAAAUAGUUUGUGGAAUUUGGAAAAUUCGCAAUGAAUGAUAAAGUUGGUUCGUGUUGAUGUGGUAAUGAUGUCAUUCUGUUAUUAAAUUAAUUAGGGCAUAUUUUUUUGAAAAUCUCGAAUGUGGAAGAAAAACGUCGAAUUGUGGCAAUGCUGGAUUAUUUCGAUUUGUGAUGUUAUUAGCGCAUUGGCACGAAUUGAUUUAUUUUUUAGUAUACAAUUGCACAACUGCCUUAAUUAACGAAUAUUUUACACGUUUUUUAGAGUUCUUUUAACACAACCAUUACGAUUGUGUAGAUUUGUAUUUAAGUUUAAAGUUUUAUUAACCGGAAUCUUUUUUCUAAUUAAUAGUGUCCUGGAUUUUAUUACUUUUUAGGGAUAUCAUUUAUUGGCGAAAUCUGCUUUUAUUCUAAAAUUAGUAAGUUAAUUGCUAAACCAUUUUUAAUUAAUUGUUUUUAUUAUUUUGUACUAAGUCGAUUUAACAUAAUAUUUCUAAAUUAUUAUGCCGAUUGGUUUUAUUUUUUGUUGCGAAAAUAAAAAAGUAACAAUUCUGAUUUAUACACAGAGUGGUCCAAGAUAAAUGCUUCUCAAAAUACUUGAGAAAAAAUGAAGAAAUUGAAAUAUUUUUUAAUUAUGGUAUUAUCCAAAUGAUCAGCCUUUCCGUGAACAAAUAUCUCUGUGAACGGAUGUAUUAAAAGUGGGCCACUCUGUAUAUUUUUAAAAUAAAUUUAUCCAAAAUGGUGAACUGGCUGUGAGAAGUACUUACACUUGUGUAAGUAAAAAAAAUCGAAUAUUAAAUUAUUAGGAGUUCGAAGAAAUUAAUAACUUAUACAGGGUGUUUUUGAAAAUUUUUGUACCUUUUCAGAAAUCAAAAGAAGUUCACCAUUGCUCGAAAGUAAUAAUAAUAGGAGUGUGAUAUUCGAAAUUAUUACCGGCAGUUUAAAAUUGAAACUGAAUUGCAGAUGUCUAUUAGAUCUACUUAUUUAAGCAUUUAUAUUAGUUUAAAAUGCCGUUUCUGCAACACAAAUUCAAUAUCAUAUCUUCGUUUCAGAUGAGUACUAGCCUAGUUCUUGUAUAAACACAUAUACAGGGUGUCCCUGGAUGGAGUUGAUAAGAAGAAAAAUCGUUUAAAUAAAAAAGUAUUUUUUUAUAAAAAGUCCUGCGGUGUCUCCAGGGACAAACUAUAUUUUUCAUUUAAGCAUUCACUAAUUUGUGUACUGGUUAAACACUCAUUGAAACAAACCUAAUGAAUACAUUUAGUAUACAACUUAAAGUAGGGAAAUUAUAUUUACCUACCCAACUUUAAGUUGAACACUAUACAGAACGGACUCCACAAAAACGCCUAAUUUUUAUCGAGAUCUUUAACGUAGAUAUUAGUUUACGUACAUACAUUAUUUAAAGUUAAACCAUUGGAUUUAUAAAAAAGGUAGAAAAUAG
This is a messenger RNA of Phyllotreta striolata, 3491 nucleotides long. The record is from the annotation of a GenBank genome assembly. NCBI's taxonomy places the organism in Eukaryota, Metazoa, Arthropoda, Insecta, Coleoptera, Chrysomelidae.